AAAGAACCCUGGAUACAUCCGGUUCCGCGCGGCGCCAUUUUGAUGAAACAGCGAGGAGAGUAGCAGUUGGAUGACCGAAAUGGAUUUUAUGGAUUUAAAUUGAAGAUUAACCUGGAUACACAACUUACAUGAUGGAAAGUAACAGUGCACUGAAGGGGAAUCUUUGCGUCCUGACUGCGUAACUGGUGGAUUUUGUUAAGAUUCUUCGACAGCUAACUUGGGCAACAUAGUUAGCAUAGCACCGUUAAUAGCGGUUACCUUUUGUUGGUGUUUUCAUGUUGAGUGGCGAGGUUAGCUAAUCUCGAGGUGUAGCAUGUUAGCCUUGGCAUUAGCUAACUUAAUAUUUAGACGGUAACGUUAAAUUUCAGAACAAUAUUUUCAAAGCCCAACAGCGAGAACGUAAAACUUUUGGACUCGCUGCUGAAGCAUUCACGCACUUUGGGGGACUUUUUUGUGGAGCUCGGUAGUGUUUGUCUUGAGUUGAAAAAUAAAACUGUAACGAAAAGGCAAGCCACAAAGACUGUUGUUCGGGAAAUCCCAGGCCCGCUGCUAACUUAGCUAACAGUUAGCGGCUUCCAGCGCAGUCGGCCCGGGCUUUCCACCAAGGACAAUUCACGACGGACUUGGCCUCAUUUACAUCCAUGUGAUAGAUUUUCUGCUGUAUGGACUCUGGAUUUGGUGGCACCCUGUUGUGUUUUAUCGGACUUUAAAGAACUGACGAGGCACACGGCGCCGCUCAAUGGCGCUCUGGCCUCACACCUCGAUUAUUUUUCUUUGGCAAUGACAAGGACUCUGUCGUCAUCUGCGAGCUGAACCCUUCCCUAUUUAGUUCUUUCUUUGUCCACAGUGUUUCAGCCAGUAUAAAGAAGGUUUACCUAUUAAAGUCACCCGAUUUAGCCUCCUGUGUUUAGUGUUGACGCUGUUUUUAUUUUGUUAUCAUACCAGGCCAUACCUGUGGGUUUUUUUUCCUUGUGCUUGAUUGACUUAAGUGCUUAGACCUGUAAAAAAUGUCGUGUGUUCACUAUAAGUUUUCUUCCAAACUGGACUACAACACAGUCACUUUCGAUGGGCUGCAUAUCACACUCAGUGAACUUAAAAAGCAGAUUAUGGGCCGGGAGCGCCUCAAGGCCACAGACUGCGACCUGCAGAUCACCAAUGCGCAGACUCGAGAAGAAUACACAGAUGAUGAAGCCCAUAUCCCGAAACACUCGUCCGUGAUCGUCCGCCGUACUCCGAUUGGUGGAGUAAAACCUGCUGGCAGGACGUUCAUUGUAGAUCGUUCUGACACAGCUGUGGUGGGAUCUUCUAGACCCACUGAUUCUUCUCCUUCUAUGUCACUCGCCCAACUUGCCAAGACUGCUAACCUGGUUGACGCAAAUGCAUCAGAGGAAGACAAGAUUAAAGCCAUGAUGUCUCAGUCCAAUCAUGAAUAUGACCCAAUACAUUACUCCAAGAAGGCAGUUGGACCUCCCCCUGCUCAUUAUACCUGCUUUCGUUGCGGAAAGGCUGGUCACUACAUUCGGCAAUGCCCCAUGCUGAUGGUCCAGGAUAAGAGUGUGGAGGGUCCCAAGCCUGUAAGGAUUAGUAAGGGCAUUCCUCAGAGCUUCAUGGUGAAAGCAGAGCCAGGCACCAAGGGAGCCAUGUUAACCAGCACUGGAGAAUACGCCAUACCUGCCAUAGAUGCGGAGGCGUAUGCGCAAGGAAAGAAGGAGCGCCCUCCGUUUGUUCCACAUGACCAGUCAUCAUCUGAGGACGAUUCAGACCCAAUCCCUGAUGAACUCUUGUGUCCGAUCUGCAAUGACCUGAUGACCGAUGCAGUAGUUAUACCCUGCUGUGGAAACAGUUACUGCGAUGAGUGUAUCAGAACUGCCUUGUUGGACUCAGAGGAGCACAUCUGCUUCACAUGCAAACAGUCGGACGUUUCACCCGAUAAUCUCAUUGCCAACAAGUUUCUUCGACAGGCUGUGAACAACUUUAAGAAUGAGACAGGAUACACCAAACAUGCGCGCAAGCAGGUCCAAAAUGCAGCCCCACCUCCACCGCGCCCUCAGUUGGUCAGGCCUCUGCAUUCGAGACAGCAGGACCCACUGAUGGCCAAUGUCACUAACCCCUCUUCUACAAGUGUACCCUCCACUGCACCUCAAGCACAGGUCCCACCCCCUGCACCUCCUUGUGUUGUUUCUGCUCCCCCUACUCCCCCUACUCCCCCUCAUGCUGCUGCUGUUGAAGAACGAGAUGCUUCACCAGCCCCUGCACCUGUCGUUGUUGACCACCAUUCCCCUAUGCACUCCACCAGCCAGGGUGAACCACCCCCACCAGGUGAGACAGACCCAGAACCUACUGUGACACCAGACUCAUCAGGAACUCCAGAAAGCGGAUCCCAGGGCUACCAUUUAACUGUUGUUGGCCCCCCGCCACCUAUAAGGCCGCCUUACUCAUCAGGUCACCAGACACGGCCCCACCACUCUCACAGAGGGGGAGGCAGACACUGGGAGAGGUCCUACAGAGGCAGAGGAGAGCACCCCUCCGCUCACCUCCAGACAGCUCCACCUCUUGCACCUGUUCCUCCAGUGUUCCCAGCUCCCUCCCUGUACCCCCCCCCCCCCCCACCCUACCCCCCUCCGUACACCUCUGGCCCCGUCCUUAUCCCUCCUCCUUCCAUCAGUUACCAGCCACAGCCUGUUUAUGGGCCAGGUCCACCAGUGCUCAACCAUCCUUGGGGUGCCCCUGGUGCCCAGCCCCCUCUUAUCCCUCUUCCACCUUCCCUCUCUCAGCCCCCACUCUCUAAGGAAGAUUUCUACAGACAGCGGCACCACAGACAGGACAAAGUUACAUCCAAACUGGAUGAAUUUACUAAGGACUUCCACAAAGAGCUCAUGAAGUACAGAAAUGCACCAAAGAGACGAAGGCCGUCUUAUUCCAGGUCCCGGUCAUACAGUCGCUCUCCAUUCAGCCGUUCAUACUCUCGAUCCAGGUCAAGAUCCAGGUCAAGAUCCAGAUCUUACUCUUAUUCCCCCAGUCGAUCCCGCUCCCGUUCACGAUCCCAAGGCCGGUCUUAUCCCCGCUCCCCUUAUUCUAGACGGAAUGGACGCAGUUAUGGACGCUCACGGACAAGGUCCCGCUCUCGAUCAAGGUCUUACGGGUAUCGUCGCUCUGGCUCACCACGGUCCCCUCCCCCUUACCGUGGAGGAGCCUGGGAGGGAGCGGAAGGAGCAGCACCCUAUAGGUCUCGGUCACGGUCUCGCUCCCCUGGAGGCUACCGGAGCCGCAGCCCAGGUGCACGAAAGCCACCUCCUCGGGAGCUGCCCCCUUAUGACCUGAAGGGUCCCAGUCCCGGAGGCCACGAUCGCUGGGAAAGAGAAAGGUAUCGACAGUGGGAGAAGGAGUACGCAGACUGGUACAACAAGUACUACAAAGACUAUGAUGGCCAACAUCCCCCACUGCAUCACAGAGGUCGUGGGAGCAGAGACAGGGAGAGGGAAGGAAGGGACAGAAUGUCUCCAUUGUCUAGAGAUUACUCCCCCCAGGGGAGAGGAAGAAGAGGGAGAGAAGAGAGAGGCGCUCCACCUCACCAUCCUCCAUCCUCUUCCUCAUCAGGGACCAAAUCCAGCACUAAAGUCCUGAAGGCAAAGAAAGUAAAAAAGAAGAAGACGGGUGAGGAACCAGAGCCAUCACACCAGUCAGUGGAUAGAGGAGAUGCGACUCCUGUCAGAGACGAACCAAUGGACGAAAUCCCUUCACUCAUUAAAACACCUCCCAUCUCCUCAAAGGCUCCAGUUGGUGCCGCAGCCACUAAGGCUCCAGCCUCUAAAAGCAGUGCUGCACCCAUUAAACCCUCAACCAAGUCAACAUCAAAGACUCUGUCUGAUAAGACUAAGAAAGACAAGGGUCAAAAGGUAAAAGCUAAAGUUAAGACAGAAGGCGUAAAGGUAAAGAGUGACAAGGUGAAGAAAAAGACUGGAGAAGGAGUGGUGUCCAAAAAGAGAGAGUCCUCGUCCUCCUCUUCUGUCGCCAAACCGUUAAAGAGCAUUAAAACCAAACCAGAAGAUACCCCCAGCUCAAAUACCCUGAAAAAGGAAAAGGGCACAAGUUCUUCAGUGAGGCCCGCCUUGCUUAAGACCCCUCCACUGUCCUCGCAGAACAUGCCUCCACAUCAUCCCUCUCUCCAUGAUGGCCUUCGACCCGGCCACGACAUGCGGGGGAGAAGAGAUCUCCCACAGGGCGGUGGCCUCCUUCCCCUUCCCCAUCAACAUGGACACCCACUCCUCCACCGACCUCCCUCCCCAGUGGACAGUCGAAGGAGGAUGGGAGAGGAGGGCCGCUCUUUACUCGGGCCUCCUCCUGGAAAGCUGAGGAGAAUAGAUGGGCUGGGAGUUGGAGGUGAUGUCGUCUCGCACUCGCACAUGUCUCAUCACCAGCCUCCGCUCCACAGACUCCCACCCUCCUCAGACAGGCCCGGUCUUCUUCCUCUUCCAGGAAGCCGUGAGAUGGGCCGGGGAGACUCCGAUCGUGGAUCCAUCAGACCUCUAAUGGACCUUCAGGUGAAGCCACUGACCCAGAGGAGGAUCAAGUUGAACAGAGAUCUAGGGAGAAAGGGCAGCACUGAGACCUCCACCUCAGACAGAACCCCGUCAGAUCCUGAGAAGACGACCUCCACCUCAGACCGAUCAACUGCAGCUAACACCUCUGAAGGAGACAGACCCAGCAGUACAGCAGAAGGUGCCGGAAGAAAGGAGCGAUCAGCGUCUGCUGAGAGGGGGGUCUCCAGAGAGAGACCAGGAAGCGCUGGAGAGAGGCAGCAGGGCUCGGACAGAGAGCAGAGCAGAAGCUCGGGACAGGACCGAGAGCGAGACAGAACUUCAGGAUCAGACAGAGACAGAGGCAUAGCAUCUGACAGAGAGAGGGACAGGGUCUCUGGGUCAGGCUCACAGAAGGUAGCAGUAGAGAGAGAUGCCGAAGGAGAGAGGUCAGUAAGGACAGAACGAAAGAACUCCAGUGGUGGAAGUGCAGGAGGGAGGUCUGUGUCUCUGGAUAAAAUGAGCAUCGGAGAGAAAUCAUCCGUCACCAGGAGAGUGGCAGACCAUCAGGAGAAACCAAGCGUAUCCUCUAAGGAGAGAGGGGAGGGGUCAGAAAGAGCUUCUAAAUCUGACAGGAGUGUGUCCAAGGACAGGACAGAGAGGAGUGUCCCCUCAGGAGAGAAACCAGCUGCUUCUCACAGAGAAGUGAAAGAUGUCGAGGAGUCUGUUGUGAAGAGCAAACCAAGGAUCAGCCGAAAGGCCCUGACAAGCCACACCACUAGGUCAACUCAAGAAACAAAGCGAGAUUCACACAAAGACCAGAAGAGUGCAUCCUCCAAACCUGCAGAGCAGCCCCCAUCUAGCCCUGUGAACAGCCGUGGCCGUAGCCUGAGUGUCAGCCCUCCACCCAGCCCGGCCAGGGAGGAGCCGCUCAUUCAGCCUCCUCCUCGCUCCAAGUGGGAGAGAGAGGAUGACGAAGAAGGCCAGGAAAAUGGACUUUGUGCACCCAAGGAGCCCUCGCCAGUGCCACUGAGGGGCCGAGGCAGAGAGGUGCAGACUGAAGCACCUAAACCUGCCAGGAGCGAAGGCCGGGAUGCCACAAGGGAGGAGAGGAGAGGUGUAGUUAGAGAAGAGAAGAAAGGGAGAACACAGAAGGAAGAGGGUAAAGGUGGCAGGACGGCACAGACAAAUUCUGACAAACCAAAAACAAAAAUUGUGAGGGAGGACACAAAAGGAGUAAGAGAAGAAGGGAGAGCUGCAGCAAGAGAGGAGGGGAGAGGAGGGGGAGGAAGAGAGGAAGGGCGAGGAGUGACAGGAAAGGAAGAGAGAGCAGCUGGAGGUGGAGGAGGGCGAGAGGAGAGUCGCUGCCCAGAGCCCAGGAGACAGCGCCUGUGCUCUGACCUGGGUCGUGAGACGGACGAGGCAGCCUUUGUGCCCGACUACAGCGAAGGCGAAGGCUCGGAGCCCGAGAGAGGGAGGAGCGGCAGCCCCAGUGUGUCCCUCAGCCAACCCUCCCACAGCCCCACCAUGAGCAACCACAGUGGCUCGGGAACCACCACAGCGGACAAGAAGAAGAAAAAACACAAGAAACAUAAAAAACACAAGAAGCACAAGAAGCAUGGGAGCCAGGACAAAGAAGGAGAACACAAGGAGCACAAGCACAAACACAAGAAGAAGAAACACAAAAAGAACAAGGACAAAGAUGUGGAGGAAGAGGAGAAGAUGGAGAAAGCAGAUGAAGGGGCUCCAUGCUAACAGGGCUAAGACUGCUGCCCUAAAUCUGUAACCUUCUUUGUUAAUAAGGAGAUCAUGAUGUAUCUAGAAUCGGCUAACACUGGCAUGCUGCUCCAUGUGCUACUCGGAAGAGAAUAGAUGAAAUAGGUCUUUGACUCUUUGGUGACUUUGGGUCUGGAGUAAUGUGCUGCACUAUUGUGAUCAAUCUAGAGUCGGCCACAAAGGACUUGAUGAUAAUAACUGAUCACAGAGCAGUCAGUCUAAUGAUUGGAAUAACAAACACUGUACUCAGGGAUGUGAUUGCUUCUUUGUAGAGGAGGAGUUGUUGGUCCUCUGCCUCUUGAUUCAUUUGUAAAUAGAGAUUAACUGUUGCUUCACAUAAUAAUCAUUUUCCUCAGUUUGUUUUGCUCACAUCCCUGUGUGUCGUUCAAAGCUUAAAUGCUGAAUAGCCUUCAUUGCAGUGAGGGCCGUUGUAAGCUAUUUUUGAAG
This is a messenger RNA of Micropterus dolomieu (smallmouth bass), 6740 nucleotides long. RefSeq names its product E3 ubiquitin-protein ligase RBBP6-like. Gene Ontology annotation, molecular function: zinc ion binding; ubiquitin protein ligase activity; nucleic acid binding. The coding region runs from base 1008 to 6272 and encodes 1754 amino acids. Lineage: Eukaryota; Metazoa; Chordata; Actinopteri; Centrarchiformes; Centrarchidae. Gene Ontology annotation, cellular component: nucleus. The record is from RefSeq and is a predicted model, not a curated record. The transcript is spliced from 20 exons. Gene Ontology annotation, biological process: ubiquitin-dependent protein catabolic process; protein ubiquitination; mRNA processing.